GUGGCAACCCACAAAUAAUCUUGAUCAGCAAAUAUUUCUCUUUUCUAAUUAUGGCCGCUUCGCUGGUGUUUACAGUGAGAAGGCGUGAGGCGGAGCUGGUGGCUCCAGCGAAACCCACCCCACGCGAAGUGAAGCUACUAUCAGACAUAGAUGACCAAGAUGGCCUGCGUUUCCAAAUUCCGGUGAUACAGUUCUAUCGCUAUGAUCCAUCAAAAGCAGGGAAAGACCCUGUUGAGGUGAUCAGAAAGGCUCUUGCAGAAACACUUGUGUUUUACUAUCCUUUUGCAGGUCGACUUAGGGAAGGACCUGGUCGGAAACUCAUGGUUGACUGUACUGGAGAAGGUGUUAUGUUCAUUGAGGCUGAUGCAGAUGUCACGCUUAAGCAAUUUGGUGAUGCUCUUCAACCUCCCUUUCCAUGCUUGGAGGAGCUUCUUUUCGAUGUUCCUGGUUCUGGAGAUGUCCUUAACUCUCCCUUGCUUCUUAUACAGGUAACACGACUGAAAUGUGGGGGCUUCAUCAUGGCUCUCCGGCUAAACCACACGAUGUGCGAUGCAGCUGGUUUAGUCCAAUUCAUGACUGCGUUGGGUGAAAUGGCUCGUGGAAUGCACGAACCAUCAACCCCACCGGUGUGGAACAGAGAGCUUCUAAAUGCGAGAGACCCACCAAAAGUGACAUGCAGCCACCGUGAAUACGAGCAAGUGGCUGACACAAAGGGAACCAUCAUCCCCUUAGACGACAUGGCCCAUCGCUCUUUCUUCUUUGGUCCCACUGAGUUAGCUGCCAUUCGUAGCCUCAUUCCUCCCAACCAACAAAAAUGCUCUAAUUUUGAAAUCCUCACUGCAUGUCUCUGGCGUUGUCGCACAAUAGCACUGCAGCCAGAGAAAGACGAGGAGGUUCGCAUACUCUGCAUUGUUAACGCGCGUUCCAAAUUUAACCCUCCUUUACCAACAGGUUACUAUGGCAACGCUUUUGCAUUUCCCGUUGCGGUUACCACUGCUGGGAAGCUAUGUGAAAGUCCGUUGGGAUAUGCUCUGGAGUUAGUAAGGAAAGCAAAAGCAGAUGUGACCGAGGAAUACAUGCAUUCACUGGCAGAUUUAAUGGUCAUCAAGGGAAGGCCUCACUUUACUGUGGUGAGGUCUUAUCUUGUGUCAGAUGUAACGCGUGCUGGGUUUGGAGGGGUUGACUGCGGGUGGGGAAACCCUGCUUAUGGAGGACCAGCUAAGGGAGGAGUUGGAGCCAUACCUGGUGUCGCAAGCUUUUACAUCCCCUUCAAAAAUGCUGAAGGAGAGGAAGGUUUAGUGAUUCCAGUUUGUUUACCAUCUGAUGCCAUGGAGAGGUUUGUCAAAGAGUUGGAUGGCAUGCUUAAGAACCAUAUCCAACCUGUUAGGGGUGGUCCAAACUCAGGUUUUAUCAUUUCUUCAUUAUAGUUUGCAUAAUGCAUUUG
Molecule: messenger RNA, 1444 nt
Organism: Abrus precatorius (Indian licorice)
Lineage: Eukaryota; Viridiplantae; Streptophyta; Magnoliopsida; Fabales; Fabaceae
Product: benzyl alcohol O-benzoyltransferase
Exons: 2
Coding region: 51-1427 (458 amino acids)
Source: RefSeq, a predicted model, not a curated record